Molecule: messenger RNA, 3530 nt
Organism: Dermacentor silvarum
Lineage: Eukaryota; Metazoa; Arthropoda; Arachnida; Ixodida; Ixodidae
Product: ATPase family protein 2 homolog
Exons: 14
Coding region: 158-2725 (855 amino acids)
Cellular component (GO): cytoplasm
Molecular function (GO): ATP binding; ATP hydrolysis activity
Source: RefSeq, a predicted model, not a curated record
UCUUCUACAUACAUGCACAUGGCUUCUACGCACGUGUUGAUGGAUUCGUUUGUUUCGUUUUGUGUGUAAUGCGGGAUGGUGAUCCCGAACGGAAGCGAAUCAUCGUUUUCGUGGUCUGUUCAAUACGACUAGUUUGCCGUAAGGAAGCGUGUAAAUCAUGCCGCCGAAAGGAAAAAGCACCAAGUCUGACUUUCUGCAGUGCGGUGCCUGUGGUGUGAUAGUGGCAUCUAAGGAUGCUUCCCUGCACGAGCGGGUCUGCUCGCGAUGCAAAUUUGAGGGCGAAAAGUUAGAUCACGACUUCAUACACGAUGGCGUUUUGCACGGGACUCUUCAAGAUUAUUCAGGUGAUGAUACGAUGACACUGCCCGAGUGGAUGAAGUGUCAGCUGUUAUAUCUCCAUCCGUCAUGCAUGAAGACGUGUAACACAGGGAUCAAGGAUGUCGUGGAAGUCUCCCUGGAGGGCCAAACAAAUCUGCUCAUUGCGUGGCCAUCAACCAAUGUCGGUCUCACGUGUGUAGCCAUGCCCAAGCGCUACAGAACAAGCAAGUCCAAAGCAGUGACUGUAAAAAGGCACUGCAGCGCAGUUGUAGCCGCCAGCAGUGUUACAGUGAUCUCCACACAGAACGCAAUCAAGGAAAAUGACGCAAGCCUCCAGAAAUGCCUUUUGCAGCAAAAUAUGGGAAUUUUUGUGAAGCCAGGGUCUCUGCUCCAAUGCUGCUUUUAUGGCCAAAUACUGAACUUUGAAGUGCUUGAAACACGAGGGGAAGAUGGUUCAUUAUUGGAGAACCCAUCUCAGUGCUUUAUGUCUCAUAAUGAUGAGAGCUUAGGUGAAAGUAUGAAAAGACUUGCAAUAUGUGAAGAAUUAAGUGGUGACAGUAGCUUUAAGGCAACCUUCAUGUCUCCUCGUUCAAGGACACCUGCAAGAACAGGUUCAUGGUCAAUUCACAGCCCCAUUGCCUUCAGUACACCAAAGUCAGUAUUGCACCGUCGUGAAAGUAAGAAAGUUACCUUUCAUCGAAUCAGAUCAAGCACAGACAUUGUCACAAAGUCAGCAGCUGAGCAGGCUGGUGAGAGGCCUACGUGUGCUAGCUAUGACCACAUUGGAGGCCUCGACAAAGAGAUUCAGCAACUUCGAGAACUAUUUGAAGUGCCUCUCAAGCAUCCUGGGACAUUUACUCGAUUCGGGUUGAAGCCACCAAGAGGGGCACUUCUCUUUGGUCCUCCAGGCACUGGAAAAACAAUGCUUGCACGAGCAGUUGCAGUAGAGUCAAAAGCAGCACUUGUUGUUAUAGAUGGUCCCCAAAUUUUCAGCAAGUACUAUGGAGAAACUGAGGCCACGCUAAAAAGUUUAUUCAAGGAUGCUUCUGAAAGAGCACCAAGCAUUGUGUUCAUAGAUGAGAUUGAUGCAUUGUGUCCCAAACGUGAGUCGGGAACAUCCAAUCAAGAGGCAAGAGCAGUGGCCACUCUGGUGUCCCUCAUCGAUUCACUGCCGCUUGUUGAGGACAAGUGGGUUUUAGUGCUGGGUGCCACUAACAGACCCAACUUUGUUGACCCAUCCCUGCGCCAGCCAGGUCGUCUUGACAGAGAAAUCGAAAUCGGCGUUCCCACUGCACAUGGACGGCAGCAGAUUCUUCAGAAAAUAUUGAGUAAUGUCAACCACUCGCUCAGCAAUGAAGACAUCACAGAAAUAGCAGAUGUUGCCCAUGGUCUCACAGGAGCAGAUUUAGCAGCUGUCUGUGCUGAUGCUGCCCUGCGUGCUCUUGAAAGAAACAUUGCUAGCAAGAACAUCAGUGAUGCUGCUUUGUCCCAAGUUGUGCAGUUGACAAAAGCAGAUGUGGCUACUGCACUGCGUCAUACCAAGCCAAGUGCAAUGCGUGAGGUUGCUUUGGAGAUUCCUAAGGUGCGCUGGAGCGAUAUCGGAGGAAUGAAGGAGGUUAAGCUAAAACUGCAGCAGGUCGUGGAAUGGCCGUGGAAACACAGGGACGCCUUCAUCCGUCUUGGGGUGACACCUCCAUGUGGAGUGCUACUGUAUGGUCCACCUGGCUGUUCAAAGACCAUGAUAGCCAAGGCACUGGCCACAGAGAGUGGCCUCAACUUCAUUGGAAUCAAGGGACCAGAGCUGUUCAGCAAGUGGGUUGGUGACUCUGAGCGGGCUGUUCGAGAUCUCUUCCGCAAGGCCAGAGCAGCAUCACCUUGCAUCAUAUUCUUCGAUGAGAUUGAUGCCUUGGCUGUGCACAGAGGAAGCACAAGUGGCAGUAGCAAUGUUGGGGACCGUGUCAUUGCCCAGCUGCUGACAGAAAUGGAUGGCAUAGAGAAACUGCAAGAUGUCAUCUUAGUAGCAGCUACAAACCGUCCAGACAUGAUUGACCAGGCCCUAAUGCGACCUGGAAGGUUGGACAGCAUUGUGUAUGUGCCUCUGCCCGACAUCGACACACGAAAGGAAAUUCUGCACCUGAACCUUUCCAAGAAGCCUUUGGGAGAUGAUGUUGAUCUUGAAGACCUGGCACGUAAAACUAAUGGCUACUCUGGAGCAGAGGUUGUGGCUGUCUGCCAAGAAGCAGCGCUGCGUGCCUUGGAGGAAGACAUAAAUGCCACGUGCAUCAAGGGUUGGCACCUGGAGGCGGCGCUGAAGCUGGUCCAGCCGCGCAUCUCGCCAGAGUCCGUUCAGUUCUACGAGUCCUACUGGGCAUCUUCUCAGAGCAGGCACACCUCAAAAGAGUCAUGAGUGCCGCGCUCAUCUCUUCACCUCGGAAGGAAAACCACUGGAAAGUUUCUCUAGCAGGUCUGGUUCACGGGCACAACUCUCGGUCAGCACUUCCGGUCCGUUGCUGGUCAUGAGUACGUCAUCCUCUAUGCGCAUGCCCACUCCACGAAAUUUUUCGGCAACUUUAGUGUUGCUGUCGGGUAUGUAGAUACCUGAAAAACAAACACAGAGCGUAAAGAAUGUUUGUAGAUCUGUGCAACAUUUAGCAACUAUUCCAACAACACAAAAGUUCACAGGAAGAUGAAGGAUUGAAGUGAUUAAGAGCAGUUGAACAAGAGAUGUCUACGAGCCAACAUUUCAAGGGGACUUGUCCUCAUUAGGGUAAACUUUGUCGACACAUUGGCUCCAGCAACAUUCCUCGUUCUACCAGUUUAUUGCAUUAGCUGCUAUAUGUCAUGCACAGCGAACAGCUGUCAAUGUUGCUCAACUUUCCACUUAAUUGCUGGUUUGCUGACACAGUGUAGCAAUGGCUCCACCACACUUUCUUGCCUCAUUAAGAAGCUGAAGUACUUUCCAUAAAAAAUGUAUGGGAGAAGAAGUUUUGAAGCAGAGACAGAAAGUAAACGCGGUCAGCAUUCAGCAAAGACAGCUGUACACUGAAAAACAUGAAAUGUCCUCAGUGGUUGUCACUUAAAACAAAAUACUAAGAAUGCACCACACUUGUAAAUAUAUGCUUCUGUGUUGACUUUUUACCAUCAACAUGUUAAAAAUUUUGGCAAGGGUUUCUAACUAUACUUCAUAACAUUAAAGGCCAGUGUUCACUCCA